AUGCGCGGGGAGCGGGAUGAGGAGACGCGCGGUGCCGGUGGUUCGUCGGCAAAAGUGCUGGCUCGUGAGGUGGGGCCAGGCGUCGUCAUUAGGGCCUCAACGAAGCAGCGGCGUCACUCAACCAGGUGUCUUCCCGACACCGCGGAGCUAACGGUGGGUUGUGCCAUGAGUGAGGUACUGCAUAGCGGCUCAAAUAGCCACCGCCCCACGUUGGAUGCUCAACUGUAUUUGCGACGCCGCGUUGCGGAAAUUGUGCAUCAAAUAGAGAGUGCCAGCAGUGCCCAUCACUUCUACCGUCACGUGGUGGAAAUAGACGAACUGCUGCGCUGCGAUGCACCGAUGGGGUUUACGCCAUCCAUGGUUGUCGCGGGGGUGCCGGAUAUUCUCUACAUGUUGGCCGACGCAGUGAAGCGGGGCUAUCUACUCUACCCCACGGAGGUGGACACCGGCACCGUGCGGGCACUUACCCCGCUGCGCCGCAGCACUGUCGCCCCGGCGUCGAUCGUGCCACCAGCAACUGCGGCGCCCUUGGCCGCCACCGCGCCUGCCGCCGUGGGCCCUCACACUGCACCGGCGGCAGAGCGGCGGGAGCGACCGGCGCGCCGCUCCUGCACGACCCCCAAAAACAGCGCACGAGCAAGAGUGAAGUGUGGCGCGGAUAGUAGCGAAACCGCCACCGCCGACUUGCUACCCUUCCUGCCGCCGCUGGUGCGCCGUCCCGUGCCACCGCCAUCAACGGCGGUGGCGCCAGGCAAGAACGAGGAUGAGGCCGGCCCUUCUGCGGGAGCAGACGCCCGCCGUCGCAUCACAGCACGGGUGCAGCCACAAUACAACAUGGCCGGUGGGGUGUCGACGGGGAAGGCGCGAAUGGGCGAAAAGUCGUUGCGGCCACGCAAGCAUGGAGCAACGAAGGGGAACGCCUCUCCAGAAACUGAUUCCGUGCGUGCUGCAGAGCCUCAGCCUCGCUUGGGUGCGGCAUUGGACAAACAGCAGCAGCAACAACAACAACAACCACAACUAAUGAUGCGGAGUGAAGAGGAGAGGCAUGAUACGUCUCCAACUCCGCCGGCACCGAUGCUCCGCGAUCUUCCGUCGGCGCUGCAGGCUCUGUUGUAUCACUGUGCGCUUCCACUCGUUUGCCUGACACUGGAAGACCAACACCAGCGCACCACUGCGGUUCGCCUCUUGGCGUCCGCGAUGGCCUCCAUCCUGCGUGUCACGUCAGACUCUGUCCAGCUGAAACCCAUGCACGGCAUCGCAGCUGAAGCGGGUGCUGCCUGCAGCAACGGCGAUGUUGUUUGCAGCGAGGAGAAUGAAGUGGAACGGGAUGCGUCAGCGCCGCCGUUCAAUGAGAUUUUGUGCCGCAUUCGUCACGCUGCACUCGUCUCGCUCAAUGUCCUCAUGACGCACAUUGACGCGGAGGAACUGACGUGUGUGAACCGGCACUUCGCGUCACGCGAUAAAAGGAAGUACGAGGAGGCUGCUGUCGCGACGUUACCGCGCGUCUUGCCAUGGAAGGAGCGAAAGCAAGCGGAUGUCGUGCACGAGCAGGUGGACGAGGGCCAAGUGCCCGUGACGAAUUUACCGCCGUCAGCGUCUGGAGCGCGAAUGGGCCACGUAUUGCGCCUAGCCGACUCUUGCUUCGGUGCGCCGCGGACCUCGCCGCGCGAAGCACGCCGUCAGCGUACAGUGCCGUUGAGCAUUUAUAAUGGCGCUGUCGCCGUGGAUGUUUUUCGGCCCCUCAUAGAGCGCUGGACGACCAUCCUGCGUAACGGUGUGGCGGCGAAUGCCUUGCUUGAUUCCUCGCGUCAGUUAUUCCGGCACCCGGCCCUCGUGCAAGCGGGCGUGCUGGAACAAGGGGAGGACGAAAACGCUGCCACGGCGGUGACCCUGACGAUGGAGCCUGAGGCUGACAUCGGCCCCUCUACCAAGAGGCGAAAGGAGAGUCCGUGCGUUUUCGUCUCUAAAACACGCAUGGAGGAGGACGACGCUGAGGAGAUUUACUUGCUGCUGCGGGUUUGCCUACACCUCUCCACGUACAAGCAGCAUGCGCGUUGCCUCAUCGCGCCUGACGACAGCUCGGACGCAGCGUGCGCCAGUCUCCCCGUCCUCCUCUGCCUAACGAUGGCCCGGUGUGCGGAGGGGGACAAGUGCCUCGCGUUGUGUGUAGAGUGCCUUUGGAACCUUUUGGAGGUGGCGCCGGAGGAGACAGUCACGGCUAUUUUGCGGCACAGUGUGCAGCCUGCCGAGCCGGCACACUAUGAAAAGGGGCGACCACUUUCGUCCUUGUCAGCCAGUGAGUCCCUGCUGUACUGCUUUCUUCAGGUUUUACUCACGGGACAUCGACUGCGUCAGCGAGAGUUGCGCAACGACAUGGUGGUGCUGUUUAUGCUGAUUCUAAAAAGUGGCACGGCGAUGCUCCGCAGGCGACAAGCGGCACUGCAGCACUCCGCGGAAGCCGCGGCGUACACACCACUGCCGCCAGUAGCGAUUCACGCCAUCAACGUUCUCGCGGCAACUGUCUUCGAUAUGGUGUGUGGUCCGGAGUUGCGUGAGUACGGGCGGACGGCCCAAAUGACACGACGACCCGUGGAGACGUUUCUGCGUUACCACACUGUACUGUCACCCACAACACGUGUAGAAAAUGUACAGUUUAAGCUACUUGGAUGGCGCAUGUUAGAAGCCUUUUAUGAGUGGCAAAACGCCCGUCUAGUGGUGGAGCACCUUUCCCGCGACCACGGGCCUACGGCCAGCGAUGGAGCCCCUGUCGACAGUGUUGAUGAUCACUGCGCCGGCUACGAACACGCAGACGAGGACAACGCAUUAAUCUUCGAUUUGUGUCGUCAUGGCUUCAUACACGCCCUGUUGCUCUACGUGGACACAAUGUGCAGCGAGGAGCCUGUAGUGGCAUGGUCGCGUGAGGAGCUGUUGACGUUGCAGGAGGAGGCCUGGUAUGUUCUUCUAGGGCUGAUGGACUCCGCCGUGGCGGCAGCGGCGGCCUCCGCCCCGCUCCAAGCGGACACGGGCAGGAGCGAAGCGUCGGCGCUGGCACUCUCCGAUGCCGCCACAAGCAGCACGUCCGACGAAAACGUCAUGGCGCUGCUGCCGCUGGUGAAGGCGGACACCCAAUUUGUUGCCGCCGGCGGCAUUUUGUGCGCCGUGCGUUACAUCCGUGAGGUCACCACGAGGGAUGCGGAGGCGUUGGUGUCUCUUGCGGUGUGCGUGCUUUCCGUGUUGAGUCGCUGCCCGGCACACCGGCCUGAGCUCCUCACCGCGACCAUGUCGACUUCGCCAUCGAUGCCGUCGGUUACCGAAAGUGUCCCUUUGCUUCUGGUGGUUGUGACGCGCUUUAUUCAGGGUUUCCUGCAGCAAGGGUCGCGGACGGCGGCGUUGCCGUCUUUGCUUGCGUCAUCGAAGCCCUUGGAGCCCCCCAAGGGCUCGCGGCCAUCCAGCCACACCUCCCACUCAGACACCAUUCCGUCGACGCUAAGCGGCGUUGGUGACGGUCGACUAUUUAUGCGGAGUAAGGCCACGGCGGAUGAUCCGCUUCGCUGUGCUGGGGCGGCGAUGGAGACGCUCCCCACCGCCGUGGAAUUCAACUUCGCCCCGGAAGGUAACCGGAGUGAAAAAGCAUACUUUACGGCAGGUGAAGUGGAAGUCGUUAUCCACUGUCUCCUGCUGCUGAAGAACAUUGUUGGAGGGGACCCCGCGGAUGCCGUGACGACGCAACGGGCCUUUCUCUCGUUGGGUGGUGUGCCGCUUCUCCUCGCACUGGCGCGAAUUUCAUCGGCGGCGUUGCUCUCAACUUCCCCUCCUCCCUCCAAGGUGGAUGGGGGCCGAAAUGAGCUGCUCUUGGUCGUGCUUGACUGCUUUCGCACCUUCAUCCUUGGCAAUGCGGUGGCGCAGGCGCAAUUUGUGCAGGGGGACGGCGUUCACGUGCUGCUCUCCAUGAUUGCCGCCCUCGUGGGUUGCUGGCAGCGUGCUGCUCCGAGGGACGCUGAGGCGAUCACCGCCGGCGAUAGCUCGCCGCUUGCCCCAGCGCUAACCUUUCUCGCCGACGUCCUGCAUGAAUGUGAAGAGGCGCGGGAGGCAUUUCUGCAAUGGUCCACGAACGACCUGCCGAAGUCACGUGACACGGAGGAUGACGACUGCACGAGCGCGACGCAGCUGCUGCUGUCCCUUUGGGGAGAGGAGGCGGCUGCGGGGCACUUGGAGCACACUACCGCGACCGCCUUGCCGCAGAGAGCAACGGCUCGGGAAGCCGCCACUGAGGACGACGACGACGCAGCCGACGUGCACAGUGCGGGAGAAGGCGCCGUGGCGGAGGCGCAGGUGGCGAGAAAGAAGGAAAUGCGGGUGUCGAAAGCCUCAACAGAGCCCAACACAGCGGACGGGGGCGGCUGUCCGGGCAACGUUAGCGCAACUAGUGGUGGCUGCGCCAAACCUUCGGAGACGCCGCUCCUCCAUCCCGAGCGCUGGGGUCUGGGCCUCCUUGGAAUCCAUGACCGCAAGUCUCUCAAGGAAGAACUCGAGAAUCGCUACAACGAGCUGCAGCACACCAAUGCAGAGGAAGUUGAGGGCGGGGCCGCACCCGAUGCGACGACGCGGCGGGCGCGGCGGCGGUUAGCGGCAUCCCUGCACAGCGUGCUUGGGAUGCGCGCAAAGGUCUACGCGUGCUUCGCCGCCGUUGGCUUCAGUCGUCUUGUCAACGUAAAAACGAGCGCCGCAGAACGAGUGAAGCUUUUGCAUGCUGCCGCUUUGCCAUCCUUGUGCGAAGACGAAGUAUGGGCCGCCAUGGCCGAGGCAGUAGACUUGCACGACCAGGCCGUAGUAGUUCCUCCGCAUGGAGCUGGCAAGGAACAGGCUGCUGCUGGUGAAGCUGAAGACGCCUCGAGAGCCCCGUUCAUUGUGGAUCCUAUUAUCCCAGAUGCCGACCAGCUGGUGCAGGUGUUGCUCGACGUGGAGGCACGUACGACAGAGCUGCAGGGUCUUUCACAGCUGUGUCUCGACAUGCGCGCUGCGCACAGGGACGAGGCGACGCAGCGUUUUCUGCUCUCACGACUGCGGCAAGGCACGGAGGACGGCAAUGUCUUGGCUCUUGUGCGGCGCGCACGCAGCCGCUUCGAUCCCAUCAGCAGCGGGAACGCGGGGAGCAUCCUUGACCACGUCAUGUCCCGUUUCGGGCGGCGGGGGACGGAUCACGUCGAAUUAAUCUCCGUCUUCUCGAGUCCGCUUGCGGGAACAGCGACGGCGGGGAGCAGAAGGCUUUCGACGCCUCGGCUGACGUUGUUGCAGAAGAGACGGAAACGGGACGCCAUGAUAAAGAGCAGCUACAGAAAAAGCUAA
Messenger RNA from Trypanosoma conorhini, 5346 nucleotides. RefSeq lists its product as uncharacterized. The record is from RefSeq and is a predicted model, not a curated record. The transcript has a single exon. NCBI's taxonomy places the organism in Eukaryota, Euglenozoa, Kinetoplastea, Trypanosomatida, Trypanosomatidae. The coding region runs from base 1 to 5346 and encodes 1781 amino acids.